GACACUGUCAUCAAGUCCGGGCUGAAGCUCAAAGGCGGUGACAAAAGCAGGGAAGUCGGUGUCAAGGCUGCGAAAAAGAAGAAGAAGUCUCAGGAGGACAUUUUGACUGAGCAGCUUCAGGCCAGCGCAGAGCAAGAGCUACAGGAGCAAUCCGAGUUGAUGAAAGGAGCCACACAAGGGCCCACCACAACGCAGAAAACAUUUCAGCUGGCGAGGGAGAAGCGCACAAAUCAGCGUGUCAAUGAGGCGAUUCAAUACACGCACCGUCAGCGCAUGGACAAACUCAAUGCGCACUUGGGCAGCCUGUCUGAGCACUUCGACAUCCCAAAGGCAUUUUCUGGCCUAUCCAUUGUACUUCCAGAUGCUUUCGAUGGAGUCCUGCUUCAGGUUGUGCUUCCAGGAGCAGCUGACCAGACUGACGUUGCCAUGCCGCACUCUAAGUCUCUAGAUGCCAACAUGCCAGUACGGUUCAUAAAUCUGCAUGAUGACGGUAACAUCCUGAAACGUGCAGUGGCCGAAGUUUCCAAGGAGAAGAAAGCCCAGAAGAAGCUGGAGAAUAGGACAUCGCGAACGGCGUCCAUAUUGAGCAGCGUUUUUUCAGAGCAGAAGUACCCGGAGCCUGUCUACUUUCAAAGUGUUGACUGCGUGGGCAUUCCGAACUUCCUGUCGCACAAGGAGUGCGCAAAGGUUGUGGAGUUUGCGGAGUCGCAAGGGUUCAGUCUGCAGAACAGACAUCGCGUCCUAAACAUGAUGUGGACCGACCUCAUCGAUCCCUUCUUGGCGGAGGCACUCUGGGAGGUUUGCGGCCUCAGCUGGUUCUUGCGCAAUUUGAGCAUCGAUGGCCAGGUGCCAUGCGGUCUGAACGAUGUAAUCAGAAUCCAGAAGUAUGGCCCUGGUGGCUUGUUCGGCCGCCACACGGACCAGCCGGUAAAGCGAGCAGAUGGGAGGACUUCAAAAUACUCACUGAGAGUGUUUCUGAACAGCAGCGCGAGCAAGGAGUUUGAGGGUGGAUUGAGUGCAUUCCAUGUUGCCUUCCGCCCGAAGCCUGUGGUUUUCGAGCCCGAGGAAGGAUUGGCUCUCAUCUACCCGCAGGGAGAGUUUUGCCAGGUGCAGGAGGAGAUGGAGGUUCACAAUGGCAAAAAGUGA
This is a messenger RNA of Symbiodinium pilosum, 1146 nucleotides long. NCBI's taxonomy places the organism in Eukaryota, Dinophyceae, Suessiales, Symbiodiniaceae. The record is from the annotation of a GenBank genome assembly.